AUGGCUGCUCAGAGUUUUAAUUUUGGGCGAAUUCUCCUCCAGCCUUCUGUGGUAUUUUUCCGCUCUAAGUUGUCCUUUGGAUUUGUAAAUAGAAAACCUGUCCUCCCAGGACAUGUACUUGUUUCUCCUCUCCGCGUUGUUAAGAGAUUUUGUGAACUAACCGAGGAAGAAGUGGCGGACUUGUUCACGAGUACGCAAAAAAUCGCACGUGUCCUGGAGAAGGUGUACGGCGCCAGUUCUCUUUCGAUUGCGAUCCAGGAUGGCCCCGAGGCAGGACAGACAGUUGAGCAUGUCCACGUCCACGUUUUGCCCAGGAAAAAAGGAGAUUUUGAACAUAAUGAUGAUGUUUACAAAGCUCUCGACGAACACAACAAACAGGAAAGUAGUUUCGUGGGUGAAACGGGUCCAGCGACGAAUAAAGGAUUUAGGAGCGAGGAAGAAAUGGCAAAAGAAGCGGCUUAUCUAGCUGGUUUAUUCUGA
Messenger RNA from Porites evermanni, 480 nucleotides. NCBI's taxonomy places the organism in Eukaryota, Metazoa, Cnidaria, Anthozoa, Scleractinia, Poritidae. The record is from the annotation of a GenBank genome assembly.